Messenger RNA from Bacidia gigantensis, 342 nucleotides. RefSeq lists its product as uncharacterized. The transcript has 2 exons. The coding region runs from base 1 to 342 and encodes 113 amino acids. The record is from RefSeq and is a predicted model, not a curated record. Lineage: Eukaryota; Fungi; Ascomycota; Lecanoromycetes; Lecanorales; Ramalinaceae.
AUGAAAAAGGCUGUGAUUUUGAUUGACGCACAUGGUAUGAUUGUGGCGAUCGGAGAGCGACCUUCAUUUGCCAACAAGGAAGUCACAGACGGUAUGUAUGCACAGUUGCUCGGUAUCGUCGCAUCUGAGACAGGUUUCGCCACUGAAGACAUGAAAUCUUUCACCGUCUUCACCGACUUGGGAAUUGGCUCGCUCAUGAUCGGUAAGCAAGCGUAUUUUGCACCUCAGAUGAUGGAAACGCUAAAGGAGCGGUUCGAGCCACCCAACAUGUCAAAUAGUAGCGACGCUCAGAUGUCUCAGUCAUUGGAAUACUCUGGUGGUCAUAUAUUUCAUGGGUCGUGA